AUGAACGUAUCCUGGAAGGACAAGAUCACGAAUGUGGAGAGUCUCUGCCUUGCAGGACUACUAUCAAUGGCUGAUAUUCUCAUUGAGAAAAAUCUAAGACGGCUGGGUCACGUGCAUAGGAUGGAUAAUAACAGACUACCAAAUUAGCUGUUAGCUGCUACAAAAUAUGCAGCUGUCAACUCUGUUUGGUAAUGCGUGAUCAAGGGAGGCCUAGAUUAAGGUCCACAGAUGUUUCAAUUGAAGGAAAACAUGAAUUCAAAUGGAGAGACAUCAAUCUCAACCGAUGGCAGGAGAGUGCCAACGACAUACCUAUCUGGAGGAGACUUAUCAAACUUUGCUGAAACCUAGAACAGUCUUAGUCGAACCGACUGACUGCCAUGUUGAUGAUAUUAUUGGCCGUUCCAACCAUCUCUAA
Porites evermanni is the source of this 415-nucleotide messenger RNA. The record is from the annotation of a GenBank genome assembly. Lineage: Eukaryota; Metazoa; Cnidaria; Anthozoa; Scleractinia; Poritidae.